UAUGUUGUUUGAAUUGGUCUUGGGUCUGUUGACCACCUGCAUGAUUGUCGAUUAUUUGACUAAACUUAGAAGGAAUCGUUUAUUAAACAAGGCAGGAAUACGCGGAAAUAAAGAAUUACCCAUUUUGGGCAAUGGUUUGGAGAUUUUAACCAUGACACCGGAAAAUGCCUUCCAUCAUGUACAGAGAACGUUUAAAAGCUAUGGCAAAACCUAUAGAUUUUGGGCAGUCAAUGAGGUUGUCAUAUUCACAAGGGACGUCAAGAUCUUUGAGGACAUCUUGAAAAGUACACAACUGAUAGCGAAGAACGGAGCUUAUCCAAUACUGGCAUCUUGGCUGGGUGAUGGUCUGCUACUAAGUAAAGGCACCAAAUGGUUCUCGCGACGAAAGAUCAUAACACCAACUUUUCAUUUCAAAAUAUUGGAACAAUUUGUCGAGGUAUUCGAUCAACAAACUGAUAAACUAAUCCAACGUUUGAGCAAGAAGGCCGGUGGCCAGACGGUGAUAGAUAUGUUUCCGGAGAUUUGUUUGACCGCCUUGGAUAUCAUUGCCGAGACAGCUAUGGGUGUUAAAAUUAAUGCCCAGGAUAAUCCAAAAAUGCCGUAUGUCACCGCGGUUACAGAAUGCCUUGACAUAAUGAUUUUUCGUUUAACGCGUGCUCUCGAUCGUUUCGAUUGGUACUUUAGCAUUUUCUCAAACAAACUCUACCGGCGUCAGCAAAAAUGUUUGCAGAUCAUGCAUGAAUUCACCGACAAAGUCAUAGUAGAACGUCAAGCUGCAUUGCAGAAAUCCAAAGACAGUGGAACCUACCAAGAAGGAUCCAACACUGACGAAUUUGGUGUUAAAAAACGCAUGGCCCUGCUAGAUGUCCUGCUGCAGUCAACCAUAGAUGGACAGCCCUUGAGCAAUCAAGAUAUACGUGAAGAAGUUGAUACCUUUAUGUUCGAGGGUCACGAUACCACAACGAGUGCGCUUGCCCAUAUCUGCUAUCUGGUGGCCCGACAUCCUGAGGUGCAAAAGAAACUGUUUCAGGAAAUCCUAGAGGUUUUUGGCAAGGACAAACAGCAGCCGGUUACUAUCAAACAAUUGCAGGAGCUCAAGUACAUGGAAUGUGUUAUCAAGGAAAGCUUACGGCUCUAUCCUGCAGUGCCCAUUAUAGGACGUCUUACAGAACAGGAUACUGUAAUAAAUGGCGUUACCAUUCCCUCUAAUACCCACAUUUUAUUGCUAAUCUAUGCAGUCGGUCGCGAUGCCGACUAUUUUUCCCAACCCAAUGACUUUAUACCGGAACGAUUUGCAGGCUCUAUAGAUAAUCCGAGUAAAUUCAAUCCCUUUGCCUUUGCUCCCUUCAGUGCUGGUCCCCGCAAUUGCAUAGGCCAAAAGUUUGCCAUGCUUGAAAUGAAGUGCACCAUCAGCAAAAUGAUACGCCAUUUCGAGCUGUUACCCUUGGGUGAGGAAAUCCAUAGUGUGAUGAAUAUUGGUCUGAGACCACGCAGCUAAAGGACAGGAUUAUAUCACAGCUUGUUUAGUUCAUAA
Messenger RNA from Stomoxys calcitrans (stable fly), 1534 nucleotides. RefSeq names its product probable cytochrome P450 4d14. The record is from RefSeq and is a predicted model, not a curated record. NCBI's taxonomy places the organism in Eukaryota, Metazoa, Arthropoda, Insecta, Diptera, Muscidae. Gene Ontology annotation, molecular function: monooxygenase activity; iron ion binding; heme binding. The transcript has 5 exons.